Pyrgilauda ruficollis (rufous-necked snowfinch) is the source of this 1115-nucleotide messenger RNA. Its product is annotated as proto-oncogene vav-like. Gene Ontology annotation, biological process: cell migration; regulation of GTPase activity. The annotation marks the transcript as partial. Gene Ontology annotation, molecular function: guanyl-nucleotide exchange factor activity; protein binding. The transcript has 13 exons. The record is from RefSeq and is a predicted model, not a curated record. Gene Ontology annotation, cellular component: cytoplasm. Lineage: Eukaryota; Metazoa; Chordata; Aves; Passeriformes; Passeridae.
AGGUUCCUCCUCUACGGCCGCUACUGCAGCCAGGUGGAAGCGGCCGCGCGGCGCCUGGACCAACUGUCCACCUGCACUGACCUGCGCAUGAAGCUCCAGGAGUGCUCCCAGCGCGCCAACAACGGGCGCUUCUCGCUGCGGGACCUGCUGAUGGUGCCCAUGCAGAGGGUGCUGAAAUAUCACCUGCUGCUCCAGGACCUGGCCCAGUGCGUGAACGAGGUCAAACGGGACAACGAGACCCUGAAGCAGCUCACGAGCAUCCAGCUGUGCCUGCACAACAUGCCGCAGUCCCUGGCGCAGUUCGGGCGCCCCAAAAUCGACGGGGAGCUGAAGGUCUCCAGCGCCGAGAGACGCUCCAAGGUGGACAGGUACGGCUUCCUGCUGGACAAGGCCCUGAUCAUCUGCAAGCGCCGCGGGGACUCCUACGAGACCAAGGACGUGGUGGACCUCCAGUGCCACCAACUGCACGAUGGUGACCUCGGACCCCGCGAUGGCAAGAAGUGGUCCCACACCUUCAUGCUGCUGGACACGGCCGGGCUGCCAGACUACGAGCUCUUCUUCAAGACACACGAGCUGAAGAAGAAGUGGCUGGAGCAGUUCGAGAUGGCCCUGUCCAACAUCUUCCCCGAGCACGCCCUGGCUGAUGGACAUGACUUCCAGAUGUUCUCCUUCGAGGACACCACGUCCUGCAAGGCCUGCCAGAUGUUGCUAAGGGGCACCUUCUACCAGGGCUAUCGCUGCAGCCGCUGCCGAGCCCCCGCCCACAAGGAGUGCCUGGGGCGCGUGGGGACCUGCGGGAAGGCCGUAACUGAUCCUGGAUCGGGUGCACGGAAGAACAAAUCGCAGCGGCCGGGACCUGACAAGAAACGGGGGGAGCUGGGACUCCCCAAAAUGGAGAGCACCCAGUCCUACAUUGGGGUGCCCCCCCCUCCGGGGGUCCUGGCCCCUCCCCUGCGCCUCAGCCCCGGUGACGUCAUCGAGGUGACAGCGGCCGAGGCCGAGGAGCUCUGGUGGCAGGGUCGGAACGUGGCCAGCGGGGAGCUGGGCUGGUUCCCCAGCAGCGCCGUCAAACCUUUCGUGGCCGCGCCGCUGCCGGAUCUCUCUGUGUACCCAUG